AUGGCGGAUAAGAACACCAGAAUCGCCAUUGUCAACCAUGACAAAUGCAAGCCCAAGAAAUGCCGUCAGGAGUGCAAGAAGAGUUGCCCCGUGGUCCGCAUGGGGAAACUCUGCAUCGAGGUGACUCCUCAGAGUAAGAUUGUGUGGAUCUCAGAGUCUCUUUGUAUAGGCUGCGGCAUCUGCAUCAAGAAAUGUCCGUUCGGGGCGUUGUCCAUCGUCAACCUUCCCAGCAAUCUGGAGAAAGAAACCACACACAGAUACUGCGCCAACUCCUUCAAACUGCACAGGCUGCCUAUUCCUAGACCCGGGGAAGUGCUGGGGCUGGUGGGGACCAACGGUAUCGGCAAGUCGACGGCUCUGAAGAUCCUGGCUGGAAAACAAAAACCCAACUUGGGCAAGUUUGACAACCCCCCAGACUGGCAGGAGAUCCUGACCUACUUCAGAGGUUCCGAGCUGCAGAACUACUUCACCAAAAUCCUGGAGGACGACCUGCGGGCCAUCGUCAAGCCGCAGUACGUCGACCAGAUCCCAAAAACCGUCAAGGGGUCAGUAGGGGCCAUCCUAAGCAGGAAAGAUGACACAGACACGCAGGACAUCGUCUGCAACCAGCUAGAUCUGAGUCAUCUGCGGGAGCGGAACGUGGAGGACCUGUCCGGAGGGGAGCUGCAGCGCUUCGCCUGCGCUGUGGUCUGCAUCCAGAGGGCCGACAUUUUCAUGUUCGACGAGCCGUCCAGCUACCUGGAUGUCAAGCAGAGGCUGAAGGCCGCCAUCACCAUCCGCUCGCUCAUCACCCCGGACAGGUACAUCAUUGUCGUGGAGCACGACCUGAGUGUGUUGGACUACCUGUCAGACUUCAUCUGCUGUCUGUACGGAGUCCCCAGUGCCUACGGAGUGGUCACCAUGCCCUUCAGCGUCCGGGAAGGUAUCAACAUCUUCCUGGACGGAUACGUUCCCACAGAGAAUCUCAGGUUUCGCGAGACCUCGUUGGUCUUCAAGGUGGCUGAAACGGCCAAUGAGGAGGAAGUGAAGAGACUCAGGCAUUACCAGUAUCCAGACAUGGGAAAGACGAUGGGGGAGUUCACGCUGGACAUCAAAGGAGGAGAGUUCACAGACUCGGAGAUCAUGGUGAUGCUGGGAGAGAACGGCACGGGGAAAACGACCUUCAUCCGGAUGUUGGCAGGAGGACUGAAACCCGACGGAGGAGGCGACAUCCCCAUCCUAAACGUCAGCUACAAGCCGCAGACCAUCAGCCCCAAGUUUAAGGGCAGCGUCAGAGCUCUGCUGCACGAGAAGAUCAGGGACGCCUACACACACCCGCAGUUCAUCACCGAUGUCAUGAAGCCAAUGCAGAUCGAGAGCAUCAUCGACCAGGAUGUGCAGAACCUUUCUGGCGGAGAGCUGCAGAGAGUGGCUCUGACGCUGUGUUUGGGGAAGCCGGCCGACGUUUACCUGAUUGACGAGCCCUCCGCCUACCUGGACUCUGAGCAGAGGUUGAUGGCAGCCAGAGUCAUCAAGAGGUACAUCCUCCACGCCAAAAAGACUGCGUUCGUGGUGGAGCACGACUUCAUCAUGGCCACAUACCUCGCCGACAGAGUCAUCGUGUUCGACGGCAUUCCCUCCAAAAUGACGGCGGCCAACACGCCUCAGAGUCUGCUGGCGGGGAUGAACCGCUUCCUGUCGUUGCUGGAGAUCACCUUCAGGAGAGACCCCAACAACUUCCGACCCCGAAUCAACAAGCUGAACUCCAUCAAGGACACGGAGCAGAAGAAAAGCGGGAACUACUUCUUCCUGGACGACUAA
Molecule: messenger RNA, 1800 nt
Organism: Menidia menidia (Atlantic silverside)
Lineage: Eukaryota; Metazoa; Chordata; Actinopteri; Atheriniformes; Atherinopsidae
Source: the annotation of a GenBank genome assembly